Wasmannia auropunctata (little fire ant) is the source of this 7769-nucleotide messenger RNA. It is a transcript of the gene Pkn, whose product is annotated as serine/threonine-protein kinase N. The transcript is spliced from 18 exons. Bases 365 to 3658 code for a protein of 1097 amino acids. Gene Ontology annotation, biological process: protein phosphorylation; signal transduction. NCBI's taxonomy places the organism in Eukaryota, Metazoa, Arthropoda, Insecta, Hymenoptera, Formicidae. Gene Ontology annotation, molecular function: small GTPase binding; protein serine/threonine kinase activity; ATP binding. The record is from RefSeq and is a predicted model, not a curated record.
GAACGAGUUUUACAGUUACGCCUGUCGUGUAACAGCGACAGUGUGCGGAAUCGCGGAAAUACAGCGUGCGGACGUGAUAUCGUAGAUUUUCGCUGCAACAGGUGGUUGACGUUUACCUGGGCUGCGCGCCCCUUGCGGCCCCUCUCUCCCUUUCCCCCCGCGCGGAGAUAUCGUUCCGAUGACAGUGAUUCAGCAGUGAUUAAUCGCGACGGUGGUUUGUUUGUUGCCUCAGUGCGACGAGUCAUUUUAAAACGUUUGCCCGCCGAUAUUAGUUUCGCACGGCGGAACGCGUAUACGCGACUAGGAGGCGAGAGAGUCUCUUGCGGGGCAUUCCGGUGCGAGGCGCGUUUCACACGGAGUAAGGAUGUCGUUUAUCGGGUUGGACAGAAAGAAGAGGAGAUCGAUUGGAUGCAAAUGCAUUCCACUGACCAAAAUGACCAGCUCUAGAUAUCUUUGGACUUGCAUGGUGGCACCGUGCGCGGGCGAUUACAUCAGGUACCCGGCUCUUUACGAACUGUCGAGCAAGUAUGGAGUGGCUGGCAGUGACCAGGUGCCCUUGCCGGCUCGUCUCGACGUGCUGCGAGAGCACAUACGCCGAGAAAUACGCAAGGAGCUGAAGAUAAAGGCCGGAGCGGAGAAGCUGAGGGAGGUCGCGACCGAUCGCAAGUCGCUCUCGGAUGUCGCGACUAUCGUGAAGAAAGCGAACAGCAAGCUGAACGAGCUCCACGCGGAGCUGCAGCAGCUCGAGAGUCAAAUUAUACUGACGCAGGGCCAACCUCAAUCGCCGCAGCAGAAUCACUCCAACGGUCAAGACACGCCUCUAUCACCGAUGGGGUCUUCGUCGCCGAGUCAGGAAGGUCUAUUCACGGAUCUUCGGCUUCUGUCCUUGGAGAAGCAGCUCAAUAUCGAACUGAAGGUCAAGCAAGGUGCUGAAAACAUGAUACAGAGUUUAACGAGCGGCCAUCGCGACAAGAAACUGCUACAGGAGGCUCAACAAAUGCUAGACGAUUCCCGCGCCAAAAUCGAGUUCCUACGUAUGCGGAUUAUGAAGGUGCGCCAGGCACGGCAGCAGCAACAGCGAGGCGAUGCGCCACCACCAAAUGGUGAAACAGCUAGCAACAAAGACAGGUACGAGCCCAGCUUGGAGCUCGCGUUGGAGGAGAGGGUGGAGGAGCUGCGGCAUCGAUUACGAAUAGAAGCAGCUGUUGUGGAAGGUGCCAAGAACGUGAUACGUCUUCUACAAAGUGCCAAAGUCGCUGAUAAGAAGGCCUUAACCGAGGCUCAAGCAAGUCUCGCGGAAUCCAGUAGGAAAUUGGAUUUACUCAGAAUGUCCCUCGAGCUCAGAAGGCAAGAGCUACCUGCCGACAGCGGUACUGCGGCUCAGUUAAAGAGAGAAUUAGCUAGCGUGCAGUCGGCUAGUCCAGUUCCUGUUACUUAUACAUCAUUACAACCGUUUCGCGGUCCUUUGGAGGGUAAAGCCACUGUACCGGCGUCAGUAUCGAGAUGCGCCGCUGUCACAGGACAAUUAGAGGUAAGAUUAAUGGGAUGUCAAGACUUAGCAGAAGAAGUGCCUGGACGUACGAGGAGAGAACAUCCUGCUAGUCCUGAUUUACGUAGCUUUGUUAAAGGUGUCACAGGACGCAGCUCAAGCAAGUCAUAUAGCGUGAAAGACGAAACAAGCAAUGAUAUUAUGGCAGUUAUAAAAUUGGAUAACCAAACCGUAGGACAAACUAGUUGGCGGCCAUGUUCCCAACAAGCUUGGGAUCAAAGGUUUUCUAUUGAGCUUGACAAAUCGAGAGAGCUUGAAAUAGGCAUUUAUUGGAAAGAUUGGAGAUCUCUUUGUGCGGUCAAGUUUUUACGUUUAGAAGAAUUCAUUGAUGACGUUCGACACGGUAUGGCUCUACAACUGGAACCCCAAGGCCUCCUGUUCGCAGAAAUAAAAUUCUUAAAUCCGAUGAUAUCGCGAAAGCCUAAAUUGCAGCGUCAACGCAAGAUCUUUAAGCAGCAAGUGAAAAAUUUCCCAAGAGCAAAUCAAAUGAACAUAAAUGUUGCGACUUGGGGUAGGUUGCUUAAACGUUCGGCGCCCUCAUUGCACAAUUCCAGAAACUCUGAAAGUCCACCGUCAGGACCGCAACCGUUGCAGCUUGUGUUUGAUACCUCAGUAGAAGAUAAGCCUGAAACUCCCGGCGAAGUGCCCGAUCCGGAGAAAGGCGGAUUGGGUGGCGCACGGCCUUUAGGUAUGACGACAUCGAAUAGUAGUCCAACUCUGCCACGUCCUCCGGAGCAUCCUCCCCCACCGCCACCAACUGUGACAAAAAAGCCUUCUACGCCUGCACCUACACCACCUCCCAAAUUGGAUCAAGAGUUACAGAGCGCAUUAAGGGAGUUUGAUUUUCUGCACAACGAGGAAAAGGGCGGGCCUCAGGGUGCAAAUUUGAGGCCCCUUGUGACAGAGCCCCGCCCUGUGCUGAUUGCACCACCCUCUCCACGCACACCCUCGCCCCAACCUGUCGUCGAGUUUCCUGAGGAUGAGGUACAUGCCCUCCAACAUACACACAACAUUGCUUUGCUUGCUUUGGUUUAUGAAAUGCCAGCUAGACCUCUUCAAUAUAGAGAUAGUGCUUACGAGUCGAGAAGGCAUUCUCAGCUUACUGGUAUGACUCUGGAGAACUUUAGACUGCUCUCCGUACUCGGUCGUGGACAUUUCGGCAAAGUAAUAUUGUCGCAAUAUAGAAACACGGGAGAGUACUUCGCGAUUAAGGCUUUGAAGAAGGGGGAUAUUAUUGCUAGAGAUGAAGUGGAGUCAUUGCUUUCUGAAAAGAGAAUAUUCGAAGUAGCGAACACGACACGCCAUCCUUUCCUCGUUAAUUUAUUUGCGUGCUUUCAAACUGAGGCACACGUAUGUUUUGUAAUGGAAUAUGCAGCUGGCGGAGAUCUUAUGAUGCAUAUACAUGCUGAUGUUUUUGGGGAGCCACGCGCUGUUUUUUAUUCCGCUUGUGUAGUUCUCGGAUUACAAUAUUUACACGAAAAUCGCAUUAUUUACAGAGAUUUGAAGUUAGAUAAUUUACUAUUAGAUACGGAAGGUUACGUUAAAAUCGCAGAUUUUGGUUUAUGUAAGGAAGGUAUGGGAUUUGGUGACAGAACAGGUACUUUCUGUGGUACUCCUGAAUUCUUAGCGCCCGAAGUGCUGACGGAAACUUCUUAUACACGAGCUGUAGAUUGGUGGGGUCUUGGAGUCUUAAUAUUUGAAAUGUUGGUUGGAGAGUCCCCUUUCCCAGGUGAUGACGAAGAAGAAGUAUUUGAUUCCAUUGUAAAUGACGAAGUACGAUAUCCAAGAUUCCUUUCUUUGGAGGCAAUUGCAAUCAUGAGAAGAUUACUGAGAAAGAAUCCAGAGAGGAGAUUAGGUAGCAGUGAAAGAGACGCUGAAGAUGUUAAGAAACAAGCAUUUUUCAGACAUAUAGCUUGGGAUGAUUUACUUCUAAGACGCGUGAAACCACCUUUUGUACCAGUAAUCCAUUCAGUGGAGGAUGUAAGUAAUUUCGAUGAAGAGUUUACAUCAGAGAAGCCACAAUUAACGCCUCCAAAAGAUCCUCGACCUCUUAGCGACCUAGAGCAAAGCCUGUUUAAGGACUUUACUUACAUGGCUGAUUGGUGCUAGCCGUAAUGAUUGAUAUCUCUCGACAGGGAAAUAUCAGCAUAAUUGAGAAAAAAGUUGCUUCAUAUGGAACUCGCGGAAUUGGUGGUAUUUAGAUGCGCGUUUGUUUUCUGAGCAAUAUAUAUCAUAUGUCAUUAAUGUAUAGAUUUUUUAUUUUGGAUACUAUAUUAAUGAUCAUAAUAGGCACAUUUACAAGAGAAAUUUUUCAACCAAAGUUGUGGGAUGUACAUGAAUGCAGCUCCACAGAUCGAGAUCUAUUCGUUAGUGAGACUAAUAUUUCAUCUAACUUUUCGAGUAUAACCAGAUGAGCUGGAAUUGUAGGUGAUCGUUGGAUAGUCGUUCGUAUAAUUAAUUCUCAGAUAUCUUAAAGUCAAUCGAAGAUAUUUUGAAUUUCUUAGGUUUGAACUAAGAUAACCGAUAUAACAAAAAAAUUAUCUCUAUUGUUUGGGUAUUCUGGAAAAACAUCUGUGAGAUUAUGCCAUUUUUGAAUGCUAAUUUCUUCAAUUUGUUACGACGACUGCCAAGACGCCGAAAACUUGAAAGAUUUCUGAUAUCCCGUUCUCAACUUGUAAUGCGGACGGAUAUAAUCCUGGUGCUCGAUUGCUCACUGUCUGGCGAAUGAUUUCGCUGAAAAUCCCGAGACAAGGUAUCUCUUCGUAUAGAUUGUCUCUAUAGUGAUACGACGAAGUGACCAUUCGCCAUGUCCAUCAAAAACUGGUUUGGGAGAGUUGGAAAAAAUUGGAAACAGAUGCUCUCUUGUCAUGAACUGGGUUAUUCCCAGCAUUCAGCUUUCAGCCGCAUGUGCAGAGAUAUGGGAAUAGUGAAAAAAUUUUUCAGCAAUAGGAGAAAGUUUCUCUCUUUUUUUAUUAUUGAUUGAAUUUUGAAGCAUGGCAGUGAAACGAAAAUUAUAAAACUGAGGAGACGCUUUUUGUAGCGCGAUAAUAUUAGCUAAAAGUUCACUAAAUGUGAGUUCACUCACUACCUUUCUGAUGGUAUAAAUUGCAUGUAUAGAUUGACCUCUUGCAUAGACAUUCCAAUCACAAAUCCAGAAUCCGCUGUUCUAGGGAAGAAUCGUCUUGUUUAAUGCAGCUUAGUCGGUUUGUUUAUUGCCUUAGAAAUCUGCUUUUUCUGGGAUUGGCCUUUCGAUUUAAUAAUUCUUCAGGCGCUACAACUGCGCCCUUUCUAACUUUCUGGUUUCACAAAGUCCGCUUUAUCUUGUUUAUCAUAUGCGCGAACUUUGCUCUAGAAACUUCUUUUAUCGAAUCUCAGGUUUUCCGCUAAUUUAUGUUUUUAGUGAAUAGCUGAUAUAUAUAAAUUUAUCUCUAAUUUAAUAGAAAGCAAUAUUACGAAUUCAUGAGCGACAUUCUUGAAAAUUAAAGGAUUGCAAUUUCUAUCAAGCAAAGGAAAAAUGAUGAAGCCUAUUUGUAGUUAUUAAUCAUCUGACAAAGACGUUUUUUCGCAUAUAAAUGAGAAUAAUUUUAGAUUACAGAAGUGAUCUCCGAACACUGUCCUGUUGCUAGUAUUAAAUAUGUAUGGAUGUCCUUUUGCGUGAAGAUAUAUUAUUUUCAUCGUUUCGUUAUCAAAUGCUAUCUACUGCUAUUAUGUACAGUUAUACACGCAGUUACUCAAAGAUUUUGUAUAUCCUUAUGGAACUUAAAGGAUAAUCAUAAUAAUAAAAAACAAUAUUAACAUUCAUUAAGAAAGCAUAAAGUAAAUCAAAAUGUAGCUAUACUUGCUCAUGCUCAUGUGAUAAAGAAUUGAAAUUGAAAUGGCGCUAUGUAUGUGCAACAAUAAUGAUCAUAUUGACAUUAACAGCGCUUCAAUUAAACUAAUCAUAUAUUGUCUGUUACGAAAAUUGGAAAUUUAAUCCAUUUAUGUAUAGCUAAUUUUGCAAGAUUAUGACGUUAGAUAUACGAGCUUUAUGACUUUAUGUGAAGCAGCACAUUAAUAUUAUACACCAGAGUCCUUUAGGUUCGUUUAACAUGUAUCCCAAUUACGUUUGCUAUACUUCAUCAUUUAGUUAUGUACAUUUAUAUUCUAGUUUAUAAGAUAUUUUUACUAGUUCAUGUGCUUCAUAUCAUUGUAUAUAUAAAAUAUAUAACCAAAUGUGUCGAAAGAAUAAUAAUGAAUGAUAUUUCUAUGUUUAAUAGCUGUCGGUAUAAUAUUGUACGAUCAAUUUUAAUUAACUUCACAACAAAUUAUUAUUGUAAGACGUGUUCACGUCUUUUAUUAUGAACAUACUUGAACACCUUUUAAGAUUCGGUUUUAAUCUUGCUGAGAAUGAUUUGAAAGCUGUGUAAUAUUGGAGUAGCUGUUAGAUUUUACUUAUAAAAAUCAAUAUUUUUCUAAUUAUUACGGAGCUCUUCUUUCUUUACGAAUGCUAUUGCCUACAUUUAUUGUAAUCUUAGUAUUUAAUAAUUAAUCCUUUAUAGGAUUUCGAUUGUUAUUAGAACUUCCACACAUAUGUAUACAAUCUAAAUGUAACCCAUCUCACCCAUCAUUUCACCCAUCUUUUAAAAGGUGCCUACAAUAAUCGAACAACUUUUGAUAUAUAAUAUGGAAUAGAACUAGAAAAUUUUCUGUGGCUAUUAGUAAGAAACGAAGUAAUCCAAUAUUGUAUAUAAUCUUUUCGACCUGUCAUUUAUCUCUAUAUGUAUGUAUCGUAGAAUUGAAAUUGAAGAUUGAGAAGAAUUAUGGACUUUGUAACGAUGCGAAAUGAAGAAAGAUAUUUCAAAUAGAACUUGGUAAAUGUUGUGUAUAAUCUGAUUAUGAUGUCGUUUGUUUUAUUUUAUGUAAAUUGGUUAAAUUUGUCAUACUACGAGUACUACGAAACAAUUAAAAUAUAAUUAAAUCGAAUUUUAUUAAUUGUAAAUAUUGAUUGCUGAGAUCUUACCAUGUCAAUGAGAUCUACCAGGUUUUAUUUGCAAUACUGCUCUUUUAAUAUUAACAAGGCGACCAGAAUUGUAAAACUUUUUAAUAUUGAAACAUUAUCAUGAAAAGUUAACUGUGUCAUUAGUGAUAGAUUCGAGUAUCUCGAGACCUAGUUGCCUUACUGCAAUUAUAAAUUGAUAUACAUAUAUCCAUUUUGGUAUCUAUUUUAUAUAUAAUUCUUAUACACGCAGAAUAUGAUUCAGAUCUGUAGGAAAUAUUUUAGGUGCUCCUAAAAUAUCUUCAGAUCUCGAACAUAAUAUACAACAGUGGAAGAUAAUUUGAAAGAUAUGAAUAAUUUUCAAUGUGCCUGUUUUCUAUGACUGUAUAUAAAUUUUUAAAUCUGAUGUUUUUACAUGAUAUUAUACGGCUCUGGAAUAAAAAAUACAAAAUCCAUAAAAAUUUACGUGACGACGCAUUAGUAGUAAAACAGGCAGAGAAAAAUAUGAUAUCGAUGUAAUUUGUAAAGCAAUAUGGCAAUUUGAAAUGGAUCUUGUGCGGCGGAGUGGGAGACCUUUUGAGUUUUUCGUUAAUUUAACAUUAAAAUUAUUUACAUUUCGCAAAAUAUAACAUUUAUUCUAGAUUCUAGAUGUGAUGUGUAUGUUACUUGUAUAUUUUACAUAGCGGAAAAAAGCUAUGAAUGCAAUAUCAUUCUUUUUACGCUACUUUCAACUGCCGAAGUCUGCAAUCUUUGAAAACUUUAUAAUGAAUUUUGAAUGAUAAAAAUACGUUUUCGUCAAAAUAAUACCGUUUUGUAUUUUACGUUUUACACUGUACGUAUAACUUGAUAUACAUUAUAAGAUGGCAUCGUGUGUGUGAACAAAUUACUUUUUCCACUGAUAUUACACGCAGCUCUUUGCAAAAAGAAUUAAAUUAUUUAAUAAUUCUGUGGAACAUAUAUAUAUGGCCUAAAAUACGAUAAUUUAAAAAUUGUAUGUACAUAUAUACAAACAUCCUAUGGUGUUUUGUAGAUAGACCUACUCUUGAUUUAUAAAGAUUUUUUAUUAGAUUACUCUUUCGUUACACGUAUUUUUUAUAUAUAUAACAUAAUUACAUAGCAAUUACUAGGUAUAAGUUUGGUUAAAAUGUUCGCUAUAUUUAUCGUUAGUUUUAUAAUAAGGAAAUUUAUGUGCCUCGUAUUUUGUAGUGUCUACUAAUAAUACAUGGCUAGAGAGAUGAAAAUCUU